AUGCGAAGGUAUCGUAUGAAGAUCUCCGUAUAUGACAAUAGUGAGCAGGCUGUUUUUGUUCUACUUGGUGAUGCUGGUCUACAGUUGACUGGGAAGCAUGCAUCAGAAUUAGCUAAGGAAGACAAAGGAGUUGACCAUGUAGUGCCUGUCCCAGAAGCUUUAAUUAAUACCAUUGGACAAACCCAUAAGCUCAUUGUGAAAGUUUCAGAGGCCAAUUUCACAGGAAAGACUCGAGCUAUAACUGUCACAAAAAUCCUCCCUAAAGAAGCUCCUCCAUCUCUAACAUCCUCAGAUGAAAAUUCCACUGCUCUAGCUUCCGAUGAAACCUUGCUGUCUGCAAAUGAAGUGUGCGGACCUUCAAGAAGCGUUGGAGAUUCUGCAGAUGAUGAGGUUAAAAGGUCUUUUGACAGUGUUGAGCCAGAGAAAGCUAAACGCCCUAAACCUGGGAAUUAA
Molecule: messenger RNA, 453 nt
Organism: Eruca vesicaria subsp. sativa (arugula)
Lineage: Eukaryota; Viridiplantae; Streptophyta; Magnoliopsida; Brassicales; Brassicaceae
Source: the annotation of a GenBank genome assembly